CCAGCUGUUGCAUAAACAGGGCGGAUGUUUUGGACUCUGGUUCCCUGGUUCAAGCGGGUCUCUGCAGAGCUUCUCUUGAAGAACAUUAAAACAGUUUACUGAACCUUCAUGAGGAGAAGUUGCUGCAUCUUAAUGCUGAUAAAAAAGAAGAAGCAGAGCUGGAAAAUGACCCAGAGACGUCAUUUCUCAACCAUGGCUGCAGUGCUCCAGAUGUGCAUGAUCGUCUGUUUGCUGCCUGCUGCCAUCACCCAGACAACAAAUUCCUCAUCAAAGAAAGGUCGUAAUUACACCAUCCAUUCCUCUCAGCUGGUUUGCAGUCUGCCUGGCCCGGCAGGACCACCAGGACUGCCAGGAGCUCCUGGACCCCCAGGGUCCAUAGGCCCUAUGGGUCCACCAGGGUUGGAUGGUCCAGACGGAAAAGAUGGAGAAAAGGGACAGAAAGGAGAUGGAGGGGAUCCAGGAAGAACCGGGAACCCUGGCAAGCCAGGUGUGAAAGGCCGUGAAGGCGUUAUUGGCAAGGCAGGACCCCGGGGACUGAGGGGCCAACGUGGACCACCAGGUGUGGCAGGAAAAGAAGGAAAAAAAGGAGAAAUGGGAGACAGCGGCCAACAAGGAGCCCCUGGUGGCUGCAACUGUGGCACUGUGGCUCGAUCGGCCUUCUCUGUGGCGGUGACAAAGAGUUAUCCAAAAGAACGAAUGCCAAUCCGUUUUAGCCGGAUCCUUCUAAAUGAAGGGAAUCAUUAUAAUUCCACCAGCGGGAAGUUUGUCUGUGAGAUCCCCGGGGUCUAUUAUUUCACCUAUGAUAUAACACUGGCCAAUAAACACCUGGCAAUUGGACUGGUGCAUAAUGGUCAGUACAAGAUCAAGACAUUUGAUGCCAACACAGGGAACCAUGAUGUGGCAUCCGGCUCUACUAUACUCCACCUCAAAGAGUCAGAUCAGGUGUGGCUGCAGAUCUUCUACUCAGAGCAGAAUGGACUCUUCUUUGACCCUUUCUGGACAGACAGCACCUUCACAGGGUUUCUCAUUUACGCUGAUCAGGAGUUUCUCAAUGAGGCGGAUAACAAGGCAAAUUCUCAGGAUGAUAGUUGACGCGCUAGACCUAAAUACUCCAGUUUUAUUGUCUGAUUUAUUAUAGGGAAGAAAUAAGAUGCUUCACAAUUCUUCCAGCAGUUUUAAAAAAAAUAUCCUGCCACCAGGGGGUGUAACAAGUAAAGAAACUGCUGAAAAUCAGAAGGACAAAAAACAAAAGGAUUUGAUGCUUGCAAUGAUCCCUUUCAUUUCCCUGAUAUAGAGACAACUUUUAGAAAACGUUUUUCCCCUUUCAAAGACUACUCUCAUGGAGGUGAUUGUAAAUAAUUUCAUUAAUUAAUCCAAAAAUGAGGAGGAAAUGCAAACAAUAUGUGGCUUCAGUCAAAUUUAUGAUUCAAAGAAUGGUAAGAACUCCAAACAUGUUGAAUACAUUUUUAAAUAAUUUAAGUAGUAAAAAUGUUUAUAAAAAGCAAUAAAUUAAUUAAAAAGGACAUUUUACAUAUUAGAUCUAAUAAAUUUUCCUUGUUCUGUUAUUCUUUUCCACAUCAGCUUUGGACCCUUGACCAAAAAGGUAAAUCUAAACAAAAGACUGUGAAAUUUUAGCUUGUCUUUUUUCUUAACAUGUGAUCAGAAAGUAAAAGUAUGAUCAAAGCAUAGCUUAAAAUUAGCUUUAGAAGCAAUUAUGUUAAUGGGACCACUUGGUUGCUUAAUGUCAAAGUCAGAGAGCAACAGAAAAGAGAAGAUAUUAAAAAGCAUUAUUGAUGGAAAUUGACAUUCAAUUCAGGAUGAGUUUAUUCCAGUCUGAAGUAUUUAGAUAUAAUUCAAAUGAAGUGAAAGAAAGCAGAAGUAGACCCGAAAAUAUGCAAAUUAUUAUUUAAAACUAAAUAAGGGUUUCCCAAUACAGAAAUUGAACUUUGAAUAUACCUAUAUUGACCCAAUACAAUAUAAGUAUAAGUGCCAUGAGCAUAAAUGAAUCAUACAUACUGUUUUUGCUUAUUUUAUAGGGUGGAAUGAUAGAAAGGCAUGAUUGAGUGAUAUUUCUCAGAUAGAGAACAGAAGUCAACAACAUCAUGCGCUUUAUUUCUUAUUCACCAAAGAGCUGCAUGAACCUUAAACAAAGGCAGAUUGAAGCAAAGUGUUUCUAUGAGCUUUCUAAUCUCAGAAAUUAGACACAGGUAUAUUCCAAUAUAUGAUAUCAGACCAAUUCUGAUAUUAGUAUCGGAUUGGGACAGCCCUAGAAAUAAGUAAUGUAAACUAACAUUUAUGCAUCCUUCAAAUGUUUUUUUUUUACCUUCUCAAUACAUUUAUCCUAUGAUCUGAUUUACAAUUUGGUUAGUUUUAGAUUUGUAUUACAAUGUAGGAGAAAUUAACA
Molecule: messenger RNA, 2404 nt
Organism: Cyprinodon tularosa
Lineage: Eukaryota; Metazoa; Chordata; Actinopteri; Cyprinodontiformes; Cyprinodontidae
Gene: c1qtnf2
Product: C1q and TNF related 2
Exons: 3
Coding region: 109-1092 (327 amino acids)
Molecular function (GO): protein binding
Source: RefSeq, a predicted model, not a curated record